GCCAAGCCUUCCGUCGCCCCACCGAGCCCGGAACGCCUAGCGUCCACAGCCGGGUAACCCAUUCCGCCUUUUUCGGUCUGGGUCGGUCUGACUCGGGGGAGGGUGGGAAACGGGUCCUUGGACCGCUUGGAGGAUUGGAAGUUGCAACAGGAGCGCUGGAAGGAGCGGCACUGGACCAUCAGAAGAGUCCAAAUGGCGCAGUGGGAGAUGUUGCAGAACCUUGAGAGUCCAUUCCUGGACCAGUUACACCAGCUCUACUCACAGAGCAUACUGCCAAUGGAUGUUCGACAGCACUUGGCUGCCUGGAUUGAAGACCAGAACUGGAGGGAAGCUGCACUAGGCAAUGAUGAUUCCAAGGCCAGCAUGCUGUACUUCAACAUCCUGGGGCAGCUGAACCAGUGGGACCACUACAGCUCAGACUCCGAUUACUUCUUAUUACAGCAUAACUUGCGAAAAUUCAGCCGGGACAUUCAGACCUUUCCCAAUGGCCCUACCCAAUUGGCCGAGAUGAUCUUUAAUCUUCUUCUGGAAGAGGAAAGGAUUCUGAAUCAGGCCCAAAGAGCUCACGAGGUGCAACCCAGGCCAGCCCCUGAAGCAGUAGUAGAGAGCCAGCAACUUGAGAUUGAAAAUCGAAUCCAGGAUUUACAGACCGUGCUUGAGAUGUUGGUGAGAUCCAUCAGGCAGCUGAAGGACGAGGAGGAUGUCUUCAGCUUCAGAUACACAAUUGUCACUCAAAAGAAAACAGCGUCUUUGGAUCCCCAUCAGAGCCAACAGCUGCAGCUAGUGCAGGCAACACUCAACAAAGUGGACAGAAUGAGAAAGGAGGUGCUGGACAUCUCCAAAGGACUGAUUGGCCGAUUAACCACCCUGGUCGACCUAUUGCUGCCCAAACUGGAUGAAUGGAAGGUGCAGCAGCAGAAGUCCUGCAUUGGGGCCCCGCCACCCGAGCUGCAGCUGGAACAGCUGGAACAGUGGCUGACGGCUGGAGGAAAGUUCUUAUUCCACCUUCGGCAGCUACUGCAGCAGCUGAAGGAGAUGAGUCGUGAUCUUCAGUAUGAUUCUAACCAGCUGGGCCAAAGGGUGGACCUGCAGAAUGCCCAAGUCAUGGAGUUACUUCAGCGUCUGCUCCAAAGGUCCUUUGUAGUGGAAACCCAGCCCUGCAUGCCCCAGACUCUCCAUCGACCCCUCAUCCUGAAGACGGGGAGCAAGUUCACCGUCCGAACAAGACUGUUGGUGAGACUCCAGGAAGGCAGCGAAUCACUCAGAGCAGAAGUCUCCGUUGACAGGAAUUCAGACUUACCAGGCUUUCGGAAGUUCAACAUUCUGACCUCAAACCAAAAAACCUUGACUCCCGAGGAGGGCCAGAGGCAAGGCUUAAUUUGGGACUUCGGCUUCUUGACGCUGGUGGAGCAACGCUCUGUAGGUGCAGGAAAGGGCAAUAACAAGGGGCCGCUGGCUGUAACAGAGGAGUUACACAUCAUCAGUUUCCUGGUGGAGUACGUGUACCAGGGUCUGAAGAUGAAGCUGCAGACGGACACUCUACCCGUGGUGAUUAUUUCUAACAUGAACCAACUCUCUAUUGCCUGGGCAUCCAUUCUCUGGUUCAACAUGCUCAGCUCAGAUCCCAAGAACCAGCAGUUCUUCUGCCAAGCUCCGAAAGCCCCCUGGAGUUUGCUGGGGCCCGUGCUCAGCUGGCAGUUCUCCUCUUAUGUCGGCCGAGGCCUCGAUUCUGAGCAGCUGGGCAUGCUGAGGAACAAGCUGUUUGGAAAGAGCUGCAAGAUGGAGGAUGCCCUGUUGUCCUGGGUAGACUUUAGCAAGCGAGAGAGCCCCCCUGGCAAGAUCCCUUUCUGGACCUGGCUGGACAAAAUUCUGGAGCUGGUACAUGACCACCUGAAGGAUCUCUGGAAAGAUGGGCGCAUCAUGGGCUUUGUGAGCCGCAGCCAGGAACGCCGACUGCUGAAGAAGAUGAUGUCUGGCACCUUCCUACUGCGCUUCAGUGAGACUUCUGAAGGGGGCAUUACGUGCUCUUGGGUAGAGCACCAGGAUGAUGAUAAAGUCCUCAUCUACUCUGUGCAGCCCUACACCAAGGAAAUGCUACAGUCACUCCCCCUGACAGAAAUCAUCCGCCACUACCAGGUUCUUGCAGAAGAGAACGCCCCUGAGAACCCACUCCGUUUCCUCUAUCCUCGAAUCCCUCGGGACGAAGCUUUUGGGUCCUACUACCAGGAAAAAGUUAAUUUUGAAGAACGGAGGAAAUAUUUGAAGCAUAGGCUCAUCGUGAUCUCUAACAGACAGGCAGACGAGCUGCAGCAGCCUCUGGAACUCAAACAGGAUCCAGAGUUGUUAGGACUGGAUGCAGAGCUCAUGUCGGCUAUGAAGUUAGCACAGAACCUGGAGUUGGAGUCCAUGCUGCAGACAGGACUGGAUCUGGGCACAGAGCUGAAACUAGACCCCACACUGAGUACAGCCCCACAAAUCAUGCUGGAGCCAGACCCAACACAUUCACUGCAGCUGGCGUCUGAGCCAGAUUUGCCUCAGGACCUGCAGCAGCUGAACAUGGAGGAUAUGGAAAUCUUCAGAAACAACAUAAAUAUUGAUGAGAUCAUGCCCAACGGUGACCCGCUGUUGGCUGUCCAGAGCACCAUGGAGGAGGCGUACAUGACCUGCCCCAGCCAUUUUGAUGUAGAUGGACCCUUGAUACCUUCUGAGGACUAGGCGCUGCAUUCCUGGGAUGUUGCUUCUGACCAUGGGAAAUGAGGCCUUCUAAGCUGGGUUAGCCAUGAACUUUUGAGCAAGAGGUAAAACCUUAACAUGGUUUCUAAGGUGCACCAAAGAGUCAGAACAGACGCUGGCCAUAGUCUUUCUAGGAUCCCGAGGCUGCCUGCCAUGCUGGGAGACACAGGGGUCUUGAUGGCCAGACAGGACAUUUGUGAGGUCCUUAGAGGGUCUGAGGCAGUGGUGUCUUUCCAGGUUGGAAUGACUUUGAUGUUUUGAUAAUUGGCUAAGUAGGUGCGAAGCAACAUCGGGCCUUUGUUGGGAGCUCAGACGUGGAUGGAAUUCUGACUUUCCUCCCCCAUUGCUACCCUGGGUCCUGUCAAACCCAGAGCCUUGCCCAUGGUAGGCAACCACAGUGGUACUGAGCCAUGCCUGAGUCCUUCAGUUCUCUCUUCCGGAUACCUCAGGUGUACUCCAGUUCUAAAUUUCCUUCUCUUCCUGUAGAGGCUGAGCACUGUCCGCUUCAGCCCGCCAUGUGAAACAGAACUACGGUAGCAGCUCCCUUGCCCUGCUCAGUUCCCUUCACAAAGUAAUCCUGACACUCUAAUGAAGAUGUGAAGCUUUGCCGCUUUAGGCCAUGUCGUC
Mastomys coucha (southern multimammate mouse) is the source of this 3360-nucleotide messenger RNA. It is a transcript of the gene Stat2, whose product is annotated as signal transducer and activator of transcription 2. Gene Ontology annotation, biological process: response to peptide hormone; regulation of transcription by RNA polymerase II; cell surface receptor signaling pathway via JAK-STAT. Bases 193 to 2715 code for a protein of 840 amino acids. The record is from RefSeq and is a predicted model, not a curated record. The transcript has 24 exons. Gene Ontology annotation, molecular function: RNA polymerase II cis-regulatory region sequence-specific DNA binding; DNA-binding transcription factor activity, RNA polymerase II-specific. NCBI's taxonomy places the organism in Eukaryota, Metazoa, Chordata, Mammalia, Rodentia, Muridae.